Molecule: messenger RNA, 1241 nt
Organism: Aphidius gifuensis
Lineage: Eukaryota; Metazoa; Arthropoda; Insecta; Hymenoptera; Braconidae
Product: histidine protein methyltransferase 1 homolog
Exons: 6
Coding region: 145-993 (282 amino acids)
Biological process (GO): peptidyl-histidine methylation, to form tele-methylhistidine
Molecular function (GO): protein-L-histidine N-tele-methyltransferase activity
Source: RefSeq, a predicted model, not a curated record
UUGGUCAGUUGACGUUUUAAACAUAAACAAACAUACGAUAAAAACAGAUAAAAAACAUAUUUUUAAAACUUAUAUUUGCUUGUUCGGCUUGUUCAUAUUUGUUAUUGUUUAUCAUACAAGAAAAAUUAAUCUUUUUUUAUCAUUAUGUUUAAAUUUGGAUUUUCUAAUGAAGAAGAAAAUGGUAACAACUAUGAGGAAAAAACUGAAAAACUAACUUGGUUUGCUGUGAGUGAAAUUCCUGUUACGGAAAAAAAUAUUUCCAAAGAGUUUGAUCCAGAUGACAGCAUCAACAUCAACAUAUCUGAUGUUAAUUUAAGACUUUUAAAUUUGGAUAAAACUGUCUUGAAAUUAGAUAGUGAUAAACAUGAUAAUAUUAUUAAAGCUGAAUCACAACAUUCAGAUUUAAUUCCUGCAAUUUAUGAAGGUGGUUUAAAAAUUUGGGAAUGCAGCUAUGAUCUUGGUAAAUAUUUAAUAUCAAAUAAUAUUGAUUUUGAAAAUAAAAAAGUACUUGACUUGGGUUGUGGAGCAGGAGUACUUGGAAUUAUUGCUUUAUUAAAAGGAGCAAUUGUUCAUUUUCAAGAUUACAAUACCGAUGUCAUUGAACUGAUGACAAUUCCAAACGUUCUUUUAAAUCUCAAUGAUCGAAAUUCAAUAAACGAUAGAACAAAAUUUUAUUCUGGUGAUUGGGGAGAAUUUACAAAAUAUUUCAACGACAAAAAUAGUAAUGAAAAAUAUGAUAUAAUAUUAACUAGUGAAACGAUAUAUAAUUCAGAAAACCAUAAAAAAUUAUAUCAAGUUUUUGAGAAUCUUCUUAAUGAUGAUGGUAUCGUAUAUCUUGCUGGUAAAACAUUUUACUUUGGUGUUGGUGGAGGUAUGCGACAAUUUGAAAAUAUAAUAAAUGAAGAAAAAAAAUUUGACAUUAAAAAUAUUUGGAAAAGUCAAAAUGGUGUUCAACGUGAAAUUAUGAAACUAGUAAAACAUCAAUAUUCUUAGUGAAAAUAAAUUUUUGAUAAUUACAAGGUUUUCAAGGUGACAAUCUUUCAAAAACCCAUCCAUCAUUUCCUUGAUGCACCAAAAUAUUGUCAAUUAUUUCAUCAUCACAUUGUUUUCUAAAUCUUAUUCUGUCGUGAAGGCGAUCACUUUGACCUUGCCAAAAUUCAAUACUCUUUGGAAUCACCAAAAAACCUCCCCUAAAAUAGCAAAAAAAAAAAAAAAAAAUCAAUCAAAAUUUAACUAGCAAA